AUGGCAAAAGUAACAGCAGUUGAAGAAGAUGGUUCACAGUUAUUCAAUGAUAGACGAGAAAAUAAAUUUGAUGAAUAUCUUGUAUUAAUUAUUGGUAUAGAUGAUGAUGAUGAUUUAUUUGAAAACUUGCCACGUUUCAUUAGCAAGGAUCUUGUACGAUCAUUUAAAGAUAUUAAAACAAUCUGUGAACUGAUCAAUUCUACGAAUAUAUUUUUAAUUAUUUCCGAUAAAUUAAAUCAAGAACAAGUUGAUGAAUUUGUUAACAAACAACGGAUAAUUAGUUUUUAUAUUUAUUGCAAAUCAAACGAUAAACAUACAGAUUGGACAAAAAGAAAUAAAACUACCGAGAGAAUUGUUUCAAAUUCAAUAGAAUUAUUAAAACAGCUUCAUCAUGAUAUUAAUACAUUGAGUCAUCGAUGGUCUCUUACAGAAAGAUCUUUUCAAAAAGCUUUGACAGAUGAAUCUCAAUGGUAUCAUUUAUUUCUUACAAUUAUUUGUUAUCGUUCUAAAUAUUCAGAAGAAUAUUAUAAAAAAAUGUUCGAUGAAUGUCGUCUUUAUUAUUCAAAUAAUAAUAAUCAUAUGAUAGACGUAAUCAAUAAAUUUCAAGAGAGAUAUGAAAGUUGUAAUCUUAUUCGUGAAUAUACAUGCGAUCAUUUUCUCUAUCGUAUUAUUAAUCAUGCAUUACGUACACAAGAUAUGGAAACAAUUAAAAAAUUUGGUCCUUUUAUCAAUGAUUUAAUUUCUCAAUUAGUUAAAUAUUAUCAACAAUAUUUUACUUCAAUUGAUUUUCCUGUUCGAGCUGUAUAUCGAGGACAAUAUUUAAGUCAAGAUGAAUUAGGAUUUCUUCGUUUUGUUUGGAAAUCUAAUAAUCCUAUUAUUACAUUAACAACAUUUGGCUCAACAUCACUUGAUCCUCAAGUAGCCAUGGAUUUUUCUGGUUGCCCUUCGAAUAAUAUGAUUAAUUGUCUGUUUGAAAUUAUUCUUACGGAUGAAUAUAAUGAUAAACAAAACGAGAUAAAAUCGAUUGAUUCAUAUGAAUUGUUUGGAAAUAUAUCUUGUGAUUCUGCUAUGGAAAGUGAGCAAGAAAUACUUUUCUCUCCAGGAAGACAUUUUCGUAUUCGAUCAAUUGAAGAUCCAAUUUACGAUUCUGACCGUCAAUGGACUCCUAUUAUACUUGAAAUCGUCAUCGAAGCAGAUAGCAAGAGCCACUAUAAUUAUUUGAAUAUUGUUAAACAAAUUAAUAAAAACCCGGAUCCACAAAUUUAUGAUGAUAUUCUAAAAAUGUUACAAAUCAAUGCUGAAAAUGAAACUAGAUUUCAACAAACGAAUUGGGAUGAGUGGUGGCAGGCUUUAAAACGUCAAUGGGGCAAACAUUACCUAAAUGGUGAUCCUCAACCAUUACAUUUAACAUUCUAUAAUUGUUUUUCUAACGAUUUAUAUUGGUCACGAAAAGCAAUUGAAAUAUAUAAAACUGAACUUCUGUCUGUUUCUAAAAUUCAAUCAAAUCGUUCAUCAUUUUCUUAUUUAUUUCAAAGUUAUAGAUCAUGGGACGAAUUACCCACACUAUGGUUAGCUUUAUAUGAAGAUUAUUUAAAACCAUUUUGUCAAAAUAUAGAAAGCGAAGAAGUGAUCAAAUGUCUUCGUUUUGCUGGAGGACUUUAUCAAAGAAUUGCAGAUUAUCCAAACGCAUUAGAAUGUUAUGAAAAAGCAUUUCAAAUAAAUAUUAACAAUAAGUAUCAAAAGAAUAACGAAAUACAAAAACAAAUUACAACUGUAAAAAAAGAUAUUCAACGUAAAUCAAAAAUAAAACAUUCAAAAAAACAAAUAUCUACAAUUGAUCCAAUAGAACAACAAGAUCAAUGGGUUAUUAGUAGAAUAAUCAAACAGUGGACUCCUGAGAAAACUUCGAUAUUGUCUGUUCUCGGACGACUUUUCAAAUAUAUGAAAGAACGUGAGAAAUGGUUUGAUUUGUUUUAUGCAAAGAUCAUCUUUUCUUUUCCGCUUGAAGUUACAGAAGAUUUAUCAAUUCAUGAUUAUUAUUUGAAUUUUUUUCUUGCUUUACAAAGACAUUUAUUGAAUAAGUCACCUUGUUCAGCAAAUAAUUAUAUCCUUUCACUUUGGCGAUAUGAGAAAUGUUAUUCUGAAUUUAUUCAAUUUCAAUCAUUAAAAAUAUUUUUACAACCAUUUGAAAUAAAAUUGAAUUAUCUUCGUUUUACAUUUCUUCCACAAUUAAAACGAUUUCUUAAAAAACUCACUACAAUUCUUGUUAUGUGCUUCUUUUAUACACGUGUACAACUGAACUAUGGUGAAAUUAUCGUAAACAAUGUCCCACUAAUGAAUACAUUAGAAAACAUGAAAAUGAAACAAUCAAUUUUCUUUGAUCUUAGAAAUUCUAGUAUGCAAGUUUAUCUCGAAACGUUAGAAAAUGAAUGUUCACUCAAUGAUUACGCCCUAACCAUUAUUCCAAAUAAUAAAAGAUUCGAUGAAGAUGCAUUUACUACCUUCAUGGAAAGUAUUUCCUGA
Molecule: messenger RNA, 2523 nt
Organism: Adineta steineri
Lineage: Eukaryota; Metazoa; Rotifera; Eurotatoria; Adinetida; Adinetidae
Source: the annotation of a GenBank genome assembly